Aspergillus eucalypticola CBS 122712 is the source of this 648-nucleotide messenger RNA. Its product is annotated as ankyrin repeat domain-containing protein. NCBI's taxonomy places the organism in Eukaryota, Fungi, Ascomycota, Eurotiomycetes, Eurotiales, Aspergillaceae. Bases 1 to 648 code for a protein of 215 amino acids. The transcript has 3 exons. Gene Ontology annotation, molecular function: protein binding. The record is from RefSeq and is a predicted model, not a curated record.
AUGGACGCACUCCCACUACUGCAUGCUGCACUCACGGGACAUAAUAAUAUUGUCAAGUCACUCCUGAGUACCGGGAUACCUGACCCGAACUGUCGGGAUGCAGGUGGUAAGACGCCGCUCGCGCAGGUCUCGUAUCAUGGCCACGAUGAGAUUGUCGGGCUACUACUUGCGAACGAUGAGGUCGAUCCUGAUAUGCAGGACAACCAUGGCAAGACAUCACUGGCUCUUGCCUGCCAGGGAGGCCAUGAAAGCAUUGUUGCACUACUGCUCAAGACCGGCAAAGUGAACCCAAAUUCAGAGGACCACUAUGGCACAAAGCCGCUUACACAUGCCAUGGAGUUUGGAAACGAGGGCAUCAUUAAACUCAUUUCGGAUGCCAUUAACAGUCGGGACAGUGAAAGUAGUCCGAAUACCUCUUCUAGAUCUUCACUACAACUAGACGCAGCGUCUGAGUUCCAGCCAGCGAUUGACGCGUCCAUGAAUAAGGUGUGCAGCUCAAUCUGGCAUGCCAGAUGGAGGGGGAAGACCGAUCCCCAUUCGAUCGGAGGCACCAUCUGGGCCCGCAGCAAGUGGAUUCGCUUGGCCGACGACAUCGACACACUGGCUGAGGUCAUCAUCUGCGGUGAAUUGCUGACUCAUCUUCACUGA